This is a messenger RNA of Eubalaena glacialis (North Atlantic right whale), 1954 nucleotides long. RefSeq names its product glutaminase 2 (gene GLS2). The record is from RefSeq and is a predicted model, not a curated record. Bases 43 to 1851 code for a protein of 602 amino acids. The transcript is spliced from 18 exons. Gene Ontology annotation, biological process: L-glutamine catabolic process. Gene Ontology annotation, molecular function: glutaminase activity; protein binding. NCBI's taxonomy places the organism in Eukaryota, Metazoa, Chordata, Mammalia, Artiodactyla, Balaenidae.
AAGCCCUGGGAGCUCUGGCCGAGCGGGCGGCGUGCUGGGGGGAUGCGCUCCAUCAAGGCUCUGCAGAAUGCGCUGAGCCGGGCCGGCAGUUACUGCCGGCGGGGAGGCUGGGGUCACCUGAGCCGGAGCCCUCACCUUGGCGGGGGCGUCCGGCACCACCUCAGUGAGGCCGCGGCGCAGGGCAGGGAGACGCCACACAGCCACCAGCCGCAGCACCAGGAUCAUGAUUCGUCAGAGAGUGGCAUGCUGUCCCGUCUGGGUGAUCUGCUCUUCUACACUGUUGCUGAGGGACAGGAACGAAUCCCUAUCCACAAGUUCACUACUGCACUGAAGGCCACUGGACUGCAGACGUCAGAUCCCAGGCUCCGGGACUGCAUGAGCCAGAUGCGCCGCAUGGUUCGAGAGACCAGCAGUGGUGGCCUCUUGGACCGAGAUCUCUUCCGAAAGUGUGUGAGCAGGAACAUUGUGCUCCUGACCCAGGCAUUCCGAAAGAAGUUCGUCAUUCCUGAUUUUGAGGAGUUCACGAGCCAUGUGGACCGCAUCUUUGAGGAUGCCAAAGAGCUCACUGGAGGCAAAGUGGCGGCCUACAUCCCUCAGCUGGCCAAGUCAAAUCCAGAUCUGUGGGGCGUCUCCCUGUGCACUGUGGAUGGUCAGCGGCACUCCGUGGGCCACACAAAGAUCCCCUUCUGCCUGCAGUCCUGUGUGAAGCCCCUCACCUAUGCCAUCUCCAUAAGCACCCUAGGCACUGACUACGUGCACAAGUUCGUGGGCAAGGAGCCCAGUGGCCUGCGCUACAACAAGCUCUCCCUCAAUGAGGAAGGAAUCCCCCAUAACCCCAUGGUCAAUGCUGGUGCCAUUGUUGUGAGCUCCCUGAUCAAGAUGGACUGUAACAAAGCAGAGAAGUUUGAUUUUGUCUUGCAGUAUCUGAAUAAAAUGGCUGGGAAUGAAUACAUGGGUUUCAGCAAUGCCACAUUCCAGUCAGAGAAGGAAACAGGGGAUCGGAAUUAUGCCAUCGGCUAUUAUCUAAAGGAAAAGAAGUGCUUUCCUAAAGGGGUGGACAUGAUGGCUGCCCUGGAUCUCUACUUCCAGCUGUGCUCCGUGGAGGUGACCUGUGAAUCAGGCAGUGUCAUGGCAGCCACCCUGGCCAAUGGCGGGAUCUGCCCCAUCACAGGCGAGAGCGUGCUGAGCGCUGAAGCAGUGCGCAACACCCUCAGCCUCAUGCACUCCUGCGGCAUGUAUGACUUCUCGGGCCAGUUUGCUUUCCAUGUGGGCCUGCCUGCCAAGUCAGCUGUGUCAGGAGCCAUCCUCCUGGUGGUGCCCAAUAUCAUGGGAAUGAUGUGUCUAUCACCUCCCCUGGACAAGCUGGGCAACAGCUAUAGGGGUGUCAGCUUCUGCCAAAAGUUGGUAUCUCUCUUCAAUUUCCACAACUAUGACAAUCUGAGGCACUGCGCUCGGAAAUUAGACCCACGGCGUGAAGGGGGAGAAGUUCGGAACAAGACUGUGGUGAACCUGUUAUUUGCUGCCUAUAGUGGAGAUGUCUCAGCUCUUCGAAGGUUUGCCUUGUCAGCCAUGGACAUGGAACAGAAAGACUAUGACUCCCGCACAGCCCUGCAUGUUGCUGCAGCUGAAGGACACACUGAAGUUGUUAAAUUCCUGAUUGAGGCUUGCAAAGUGAAUCCUUUUGUCAAGGACAGGUGGGGCAACAUCCCCCUGGAUGAUGCUGUGCAGUUCAACCACCUGGAGGUGGUUAAACUGCUCCAAGAUUACCAGGACUCAUACACACCAUCUGAGACUCAGGCUGAAGCAGCAGCUGAGGCCCUGUCCAAAGAGAACUUAGAGAGCAUGGUGUGAGCAUGGGGCAUGCACAGUCCCUGCACAAGAAAAAGCACGAGCUGGCCACACACUUAACAUAUAACCACCAAACAUGCUACAGAGGGCCGCACUGCUUCAGUGA